AUGCAGACUAGGGGUAUAUCUGGGACAGCUGUUCUCAAAUUGUGUAACGCCCUCGACAUCUAUCCGAUUCCUUGUCUGAUUAUCUCCCUGAUGGAACAUGACAAUAUCGUACGGAUUAAGGAAGAAGUCCCAGGCGACGGUAGGACUGCAUCUCAAUUGUCGACCACUAUAACUACUGUUGAUAGUCCAUUACCGCAGGGAAAUAAGGAGGACGGGAAUUCUAUUUCUAAUGAAGAAUUUGACAUCUCGGAAUAUGAAAAAAGACUAUACGGUAAUGCGAAACAAGCAAUGGAUCUAAUUGGUGAUUUGUGCAGCCGUUCUGAACAGAUCACUGUGCAACAGAAGGAAACGCUACUCAGAUUGAAAGAGGAACAGCAGGAAUGGCGAAAGGUCACUGAAAAAAUCCAGGAAGUUACAAGACAAAAUGAACAACUUAUCAUUGCAAAACAAGAGCUGGAACAGCGCCUGACUGAACAUAAUGAAGGAAAUGGAAUGUCCCAGAGCAAUGAGGUAGAAGGAAACCAAUCUCAGACGCAAUGGCAAAGAGUGGAUAGUUCACAUAUUAUCAACAACAACCUAUCACAACCGAACAGUGUCACCUUUCUUCAGAGCACCGAUAAAAUCGUUGUUACAGAUCAUGAUAACGGUUUACUGCUUUUCUCUACACAAUUUGGACUCAUCAAAAAAGUUUCUAGUUCAGAGUGGAAAUGGCCCCAGUCCGCUAUUUACACUCUAGAUAAUAAAAUCUUGGUUUCCGCGAUGGUAAAAGAUAAAAGUGGAGACAAAACGGUAUGGAAGCGUAAUUUAAUGAGAUUUGACGAAAAACUAGAAUUCAUUUCAAGGAUUGAAGGACCAAAAUGGAUAGAGAAUGAAACGAUUACUAGGGAACAUUUGUGCAUGGCAUUAAAUGGUUACAUAUAUUUAUGCGUUACUGGAGAAACAUUUUCGGCUCUGUAUGAACUUACAACCAAUGGUCAAUGGACCGAACUUUGCCAUAAACGGAGUACAAAGUUCUCUAACAUACAAGUGUUGGCGGUCAUUGAUGUGAUAACAGAACUUCUGGUCGUAGAACAAAAACGAGGUUAUAUUUGGCUGCUGAGUAUUCGGGAAUCUACUAUAUGCGACCGAAACAUAAUUGCUGCCGUGGAAAAACCUGGAGCACUGUGCAUUGACAACGAAAACCAACUCUUCAUUCAUGACAUUAGACAGUCGAAAAUUCGUCUUUUAGAAGCACGUACCUUUGAGGCAUUGCAGGAUGUAGCUCUUACUUCUAAAAAUCUAACAGCUAUCACUGCUUAUCAAGGACUGUUGGUCGCAGUUUAUUGCGCUGACAAAAUUAUUCACCUCCAUAGGUAUUCACUUCCCCAUAAAAAGAGGUUCAUCUCAACAUCAAUUCGUUUCUGUGAUAUGGAAAAGGAUUGA
Messenger RNA from Brugia pahangi, 1422 nucleotides. The record is from the annotation of a GenBank genome assembly. Lineage: Eukaryota; Metazoa; Nematoda; Chromadorea; Rhabditida; Onchocercidae.